Camellia sinensis is the source of this 2735-nucleotide messenger RNA. RefSeq lists its product as uncharacterized. NCBI's taxonomy places the organism in Eukaryota, Viridiplantae, Streptophyta, Magnoliopsida, Ericales, Theaceae. The record is from RefSeq and is a predicted model, not a curated record. Gene Ontology annotation, molecular function: RNA binding.
UGCUUCGUUCCCAAGUAGUACGCAGCACAUUCCAUUCAUCUCUCUGUCUCUCUCACUCUGUUUUACAAAUUACACACACACACACACACUCUCUCUCUCUCUCUCUCUCCAAGUCAGUGUUGUAAGUAUGCAACCGCGCCGAGUACUGAAGCGACCAUCGUCCUCCACUUCCACCGCCAUCAAGGGGAAACCGUCCCAGAAAUCCCCAGUUGUUGAAGAACACGCCGCCCUUGAUCACGAUCAUCACCACCGUCGACCUCCUCGCAAAGAGGAAAAGGAGGAUAAGGUAAUUGAUCCAAGAAUGACGGACAAAUCAGAUAGGUUGGAACUUGAAAGUAGUGUCUUGCUUACCGAUGCUGAAGAAAAGGGCAAGGCAAAUGAAGGGAUGAAAGAGCAUUGGGAGAUGGAAGGUAAAGAAGAAGAGGAAGCACGUGGUAAAGGGAGAAUUGAUGGAGAAGACAUGACGGAAGCUGUAAUAAAAGGAGAGGAGGAAUUGAAGGAAGAUAUGUGCGAGGAGGAUGUUGGAGAUGAACAUGGUGAGGAACUAGAAGGGUUCGAAGAAGAGCAUCGUGACGUGGUCACAGAAAGGAGGAAACGGAAGGAGUUCGAGGUCUUUGUUGGUGGAUUGGAUCGAGAUGUCACUGAGGAUGAUCUUAGGAAUGUUUUCAGUCAGGUGGGUGAGAUCACUGAAGUGAGGCUCUUAAAGAACCCAGUAACUAAGAAAAACAAGGGCUUUGCUUUCCUAAGAUUCGCUACUGUUGAGCAGGCAAAGCGUGCUGUCAAUGAACUAAAACAUCCAGUGGUUAAUGGGAAACAGUGUGGUGUAGCUCCAAGUAAAGACAAUGACACUUUAUUUGUUGGUAACAUUUGCAAGGAUUGGACAAAGGAAACUCUGAAGGAAAAGCUUGCCAAUUACGGGGUUGAAAAGUUUGAGGAGUUGACAUUGAUUGAUGAUCUUAAAAAUGAGGGUAGGAAUCGGGGAUUCGCUUUUCUGGGGUUCUCUUCCAGAGCAGAUGCUGUGGAAGCUUGCAAGCGCUUGCAAAAGAGGGAUGUUGAGUUUGGGACAGAUCGAAUGGCUAGGGUUGCUUUUGCAGAUACUUUCACUGAACCUGAUGAAGAAAUCAUGGCACAGGUUAGGAAGGUAUUUAUUGAUUGUUUGCCUUCUAUCUGGGAAGAGGAUUCUGUCAAGGAGCAUUUCAAAAAGUUUGGGAGGAUUGAAAAGGUUGAACUUGCCCGGAAUAUGCCAGCUGCAAAAAGAACAGAUUUUGGUUUUAUAACAUUUGAGACACAUGAUGCUGCAGUAGCUUGUGUUGAUGGCAUAAAUAGUGCUGAGCUUGGUCAUGGAGAUAAGAAGGUGAAGGUUAGGGCUAGGUUAACAAGGCCACGUCAGAGAGGAAAGUCUGCUAGACAUCCUCAAGGAGGUUAUCCUGUUGGAAAUGGCGACCGUCGAGAUAUCAAGGCUUCUUGGGGAUCUAGUAUAUCCAGCAUGGACAAUUGGAAGAUUACGAGCCAUAGUGGAAGAAGUAUAAAUCACAAUGCAUAUGAUGGAAUUCUAAAACAAUCACUUGGUAAUAGGAAUAGACACCCAAUUGUCGAUGUGGUUCCUAAAACAGUGGGGAGGAGAAGACAGUUUGCUUCCUCGGAUAGAUCGUUCAGUAAAAAAUCUCCUGUUUAUGGAACGACCAUACACCGAGAUUACAUUAAUGAAGGGGAUGAAUUUUCUGGGCCAUCUGAUUUUGCUAGAGCUCCUGUCAGGAGGCAGUCUGAUAAAGAUAUGUACUCUUCACGUGGAUCUGGGUCCUUGGAAAGUUCUCGAAGGAAUAUCUCUCGUAGAAUUCCUUUGUAUGAUGAUGAUGAUGAUGGCUAUGAGAGAUAUAUGGAACAAUCCUCAAGCUAUCGUGAUAGUUACAGCCGUGAUUACCGUUCUAUUUCGGGCUCCAAACGUCCCUAUUCUCUCAUUGAGGAAGCUCACCCACGUUCUGGUGAAUCUUCAAUUAGGCAGGCAGGAGCUCGUUUUGAUUAUGGGGGUAGCAGUUUUCACUCGUCAUACAGUGCCAAUUCUUAUGGAAGUGCCUCAACAAGGUUGAGGCAUGGCUCUCGUUCAGGGUAUGAUGGAGGGAAUCGGCAUUCUACAAGGCAUUCUCAUGGACAGUUUGAUACAGAUGCAUCAAGUAUGGGGUACAGAAGAGAGAAGAAGAGCAGAGGAGAUGCAGAAGUGCUUUACUGCACCUAUGACAGGGAUUAUGUGACUGAGGAUUACAUACCUUCUCGAUCAGAAAUGGAUGUAGGCUCAUACUCUCCUGUCUACAUAAGCAGUCGCACGAAUGAUGGAUACUUAAGAAGCAGACGUUCUGGCUCGUAUUAUUAAGGUGAGCUUGCUUAGUGCUCACUCGCAAAAAUCGUCUCGAAAUGUGAAUUAUAAAGUACAUUUUAGAAUUAUAAGCAGCAGCUCUAUCAAGAGAGAGAACUCUGUUGCAGAAUUUGACAAUGGAGCUUAACUUGCCCUGUAGUAUUACCAUUAAUGACUUCUGGAUUGUAAAAUUAGGCCUGAUUACUUGAACAUAUUCAGACAUAAGUUUGUUGGUCAAAGUAUUUCAGCAAUGAUAAUUUUUUUGAAGGAAACAAAGAAAUACAUUCUUGGCAGUCUGUUAAUAACUUGAGAGGGUGUGUUUUUAGGCUGCUUGUGUACGAAACGCUGCUGCUAUGGAUAGUUCUUUCUGGCCUUUAUCUUCUUA